UCAUCGUCUGGUCUCCAUUGUACCGAACAACUUGAAGGGCAAACGCCGGAGGGUGGGUAUAGCGGAAACGGGGCGGCAGGGGAAGUACUACAAGUCAGGCUGAUUUGUCAUCCGCUGGUUACGAUGGUACCGGACAUUCGGUGGUGCCUCCAACUGAUCAGUCAAGCCAAGGCCUUUGCCACUCUCUUGAACGCCAACGCAAAGCUUAGCACCCUGGGGGGAGGCUACUUCCUCACCCGGCAGGUCGGACAGGCGAUACGUCUAGCCCUUGCCCAAUCAGAGGUAGCGACAGCACUCGGGGAUUUGCAACUCGCCGGGAAAUGCCGUGUCAAUGUGGCCUACAACUGCAUCUGGCUGGGGCAGUACGAUGAGGCACAACGUAUCAUCCACGCGCAGGUGGCUGCGUCCCGCGUCAUCCAAGACGAGGAGCUAGAGAAUAUUGCUUCCAUCGCCGGUCGCUUCUUGAAAAGGUCAAGGAGGGCCAACCACCGCUUGUUGCAAAGCCAGCUUGAUGCCGCCAGUGGGGGAGGCAGUCGUGGCGAUGAGGGUGCGAAGAGCGGUGUUGGCCAGGGAUGGGUCCGGCAAAGAAUAGACGUAAGGACAGAUGAGUGGCACCGUGUGCGUGCCCUGCCACUGUACUGCAGUAGCGGUCGAGCCACCCCCGUGGGUUUGUGAGGCGAGGCAAAUCGAGGUCAACAGGGUGUCGCCUUUGUGUGU
Messenger RNA from Ectocarpus siliculosus, 717 nucleotides. The record is from the annotation of a GenBank genome assembly. Lineage: Eukaryota; Phaeophyceae; Ectocarpales; Ectocarpaceae.